AUGUCCUCUCCAAAAUCCCAGCGGUCCCCCAAAGACAAGGGCUCACCGAAGAGCAAGAGUUCGCCGAAAAAAUCUCCGAAGGGAAAUAAAUCGCCAAAAUACAAUGCAGACGAGGAUGAACAACCUUUCAUAUUUGUUCCACCCCCACGUCCACCACCUCCACCAGAUCCGCCAAAGGGCCCAUUGCUUUCACGAUUGCGUAGGCAAGUGUGGUACCCCUAUGCAAAUCGGAUCACGUUUGAAAAAAGAGAAUGGUUUUGGUCUCCCUAUUGCCCGGUCAUCACGAGCUGGGGUGACAUAUGGGUAACAGAUCCGCCUCAGAGGAGAAUUUUACGCUAUUACUUUGAUCCUGUCAGUGCAAAGAUCUCGUUAUGCUCACCAAAUGUAAUAGUUCGCGGCGAGCCAAGGAUGAUGAUUGAGAUACCGAAAACUGGAAGAAUGGCCGUACUUGUUACGUGUCCCACCGCAAAAAAAACCAUGUUAGUGCUUUACAGUCCUAUGGACCUGAAAGAAGAAGCGAAAAUUGACUUCAGAUAUGCUGCCCAAGAACCACCCUUACCUGAAAUCCCUGACUUGCCUGUGGAAAGUGAGUCGAAAAGGUGCGUAUUGGAAGAUGAUUGUACACCGAUAGGUCUUUGCGCCAACCGUGAUCUGUUGUUCGUCCUUUUUCAACCUAUUCAAAGAAUCAAGCUUUUCGAGCCAGCCUACUUGAAACCGAUUGAUGUACGCCUCGAAAAUGCAUACCCUGACGAAAGCACCUGUGUCCACCUGGCAUCGUCGGGUGGCUGUGCUGCUAGUGAGGAUAAACUAUUCCUAGCUUGCACGAGGCCUCCCAGAAUACAGGUGUUCUGGAUUUGCCGACAGAUGCUUUUAUCGAAACUUGAUCGGGUGGACUUGACGUGGUAUGCUGAGUUGGGGCUAGAUCGUCUAUCCAUUGGAGAACCAUUUGGUGUACAGGUCGACUCACUCGGUCUCGUUGUGGUUUCUGAUUCACGUGGCGGCUACAUGCGAGUGUAUAACGCGGACGAUAAACGUCCACCAGGACCUUGGUUGCCUUCCCUUCCUCAUGGUGAAACGUGUUACAUGGGCUCAUGGAAAGUUGAUCCUUACCAACACGUUAGACCCGGGCAUUUUAGUUUGGGCAAAAAUGGAACAGCAUGUGUGGUCGACCGUUGGGCUAAUAAACUUCACCUAAUAUGCGAUCGUACGGAACUGCGCUGGUAUGACGAAACCUUGCUAGCUCUGGAUGAUGCACUAUUUAUACGCCCGGUGGUCGAUCCCUUGAUGCCGAUGCAUGGGUUACCCCCACCGCCAGUUAUUGAUCCAUUUGUUGUCGGCGAUUUCAGAAGAACUGCCAGUCAGAUGUCCCUGGAAAUACCCGAAGAUGAAUUACUUCCAGAGUGGCUCAAAAAGAGGUAUGUGAAGGAAGAGGAGAUUGAGGCCAAAACAUCCUCACCAAAAGCAUCGCCAAAGGGGAAGAAAUCGCCAAAAGACAAGAGAAGUCCAAAAUCCGGUUCACCGAAGUCUAAGUCAUCAAAGAGCAAGAAGAGCAAA
Opisthorchis viverrini is the source of this 1554-nucleotide messenger RNA. RefSeq lists its product as hypothetical. The annotation marks the transcript as partial. The record is from RefSeq and is a predicted model, not a curated record. The transcript has a single exon. Lineage: Eukaryota; Metazoa; Platyhelminthes; Trematoda; Opisthorchiida; Opisthorchiidae.